AUGGCUGUGAUGCUUUAUGGCUCUCUCCAUUCCACAUGCACCCAGCGAGUGAUCCUCGUACUGGCUGAACUGGGGGUCAAAUAUGAAUUUACAGACAUCAAGCUUCAAGAAGGGGAACACAAGGCAUGUCGAGAUUAUGUGAGCUCCUAUCAUCCUUUUGGACGCAUCCCGGUUCUCGGCGACAAAGGACUAAGAAUCUUUGAAUCAAGAGCCAUUUGUCGGUAUCUUGUCGCGAAAUACGGUCGUAAUAGCGACUUGUACCUUGAAACGGAUCAAUCUCCUGAGGACGUCGCUCACUACGAAUUGGCAUCUAGCGUCGAGAACUCCUACUUUGACCCAACCAUGAAGUCUCUCGCAUUCGAGAAAAUCUUCAAGAAGUUCAUGGGUUUCGGUGAUCCCAACCCGGUUGAAGUCUCGAAGUUGACGGACCUCCUUCACACAACUCUAGACUAUUACGAACAGAUUACGUCUAAGAGUAAUUUCCUGGCUCAAGAUAAAUUCUCACUCGUUGAUUUGUACCACAUGCCAUGGAUUCACUUCUUGUCCAAGUUGGAUUUACAGGAAGAGAUAUCUGCGAGGCCCUCUUUGAAAGCUUGGUGGGAGCGAGCGUCUAGCAGGACAGCCUGGCGAGACUUGGUGGCUCGUCUGUAG
Molecule: messenger RNA, 651 nt
Organism: Fusarium vanettenii 77-13-4
Lineage: Eukaryota; Fungi; Ascomycota; Sordariomycetes; Hypocreales; Nectriaceae
Exons: 4
Coding region: 1-651 (216 amino acids)
Cellular component (GO): cytoplasm
Molecular function (GO): glutathione binding; glutathione transferase activity
Source: RefSeq, a predicted model, not a curated record